CCCUCUUCUCUCAUUGGCUGACGUCCUGACGUUGUACGUGCGUAGGCGCUUCCUCAACUUGACUAGCAGAAACUGCAAAAUAGAAGAUGUUGGUCCUGGUGUUAGGUGACCUGCACAUCCCCCACCGGUGCAACACCCUGCCAGCCAAGUUCAAGAAGCUGUUGGUCCCGGGGAAGAUCCAACACAUUCUCUGCACGGGCAACCUCUGCACCAAGGAGAGCUAUGACUACCUGAAGACGCUCGCCGGGGACGUCCACAUAGUCCGGGGAGACUUUGACGAGAACCUGAACUACCCGGAGCAGAAGGUGGUGACGGUGGGCCAGUUCAAGAUCGGCCUGAUCCACGGCCACCAGGUGAUCCCCUGGGGCGACAUGGCCAGCCUGGCGCUCCUACAGAGACAGCUGGACGUGGACAUCCUCAUCUCCGGGCACACGCACAAGUUCGAGGCCUUCGAGAACGAAAACAAGUUCUACAUCAACCCUGGUUCGGCCACGGGAGCCUACAGCGCGCUGGAAAGCAACAUCAUCCCCUCUUUUGUAUUAAUGGACAUCCAGGCUUCCACAGUGGUGACGUACGUUUACCAGCUGAUCGGCGACGACGUCAAGGUGGAGAGAAUCGAGUACAAGAAGUCCUAAGGGAGGCCUGAGGAAGAGGAGGAGGAGGAGGAGGAAGGGGAGGAAGGGGAGGAGUUGGCUCAGUGUGUCGUUUCAUUCCUUUCCCAGCAGGGGGCAGCAGCUCCCCUGCAGUCACCACAACGUUAAUGCUGUUAAUUAACUCUAAAUGAAAUGUGCAUUAUAUUGUUUAUGAAUCAUCAGCGAUUGCUUGCGUCCAAGCUGUCAUUUGGUAAGCGUAGAGAAUGCAAUAAUGUAACAUGUCUUUGUCAUCAAAAGAAGUAUGUGGUGCCCUUUUUGUUUUCCUUCUUUGUCAUUUUGUGUCCUGUAACCAUCAAGCCUUUAGCUUCAUGUAGUCUGAUUUUUUUCAGUUGAUUUAUUUCCCACAAUAAAGUUCUUAUUUCCCUCCA
Molecule: messenger RNA, 1021 nt
Organism: Pungitius pungitius (ninespine stickleback)
Lineage: Eukaryota; Metazoa; Chordata; Actinopteri; Perciformes; Gasterosteidae
Gene: vps29
Product: VPS29 retromer complex component
Exons: 4
Coding region: 87-635 (182 amino acids)
Biological process (GO): retrograde transport, endosome to Golgi; intracellular protein transport
Cellular component (GO): retromer complex; endosome
Source: RefSeq, a predicted model, not a curated record